CUUCUGACACUUUGUGUCUUCUUUGUGCAGGUCAUGGAAGGACGAGAACUACCUUGGCUUUUGGUAAAUGAAAUUGGUGGCAUACAUGGGAUACUGCAUAGCCAUGUGCCAUUCCUGAAGAAACAUUUCCACCUCAUCACCAUGAAGGAAUUUCUUGAAAACAGAAAGGAUGUAGGUAAAAAGGUCCAAGCAGUCUAUUUGUGGUGGCACAAACCAAUCAUCGACAAAGAGCUCCUCCAGAGCCUGCCAAACUUGAAAGUGAUUGCGAAUUCGGGAGUGGGGAUGGAUCACCUGGAUCUGAAGCUUGUAGCUCGCUUUGGUGUGAAGAUGGCUAAUGCUCCACGUGCUGUUUCCAGCACCACAGCAGAUACUGGGAUGGCUUUGCUGCUAGCGUCUGCUAGAAGACUAGUGGAAGUCCAUAACAUUUCAAUUUCUCCAAGCAUGGAGUACUGUGAAGCUGAUAUUCUGGGAGUUAAAGUUGCUGGAGCUACUCUGGGAAUCAUUGGCAUGGGCAGCAUUGGGUAUAAGAUUGCUCUAAGAGCCAAAGCAUUUGAAAUGAACAUUUUGUACCACAACAGGACACAGAGGAAAGUGCAAGAGGAGCAAGCUGUCGGUGCCACUUAUUGCGAAAAGAUAGACAGCUUGCUCCAGCAGGCAGAUUUUGUGAUGCUGGUGGUGAGUCUGACACCUCAGACAUACAAGCUUAUCAGGAAAAGAGAGCUGGAGCUGAUGAAACCCACAGCUACGCUCAUUAACAUCAGCCGAGGUGCAGUAGUUGACCAAGAGGCAUUGGUGGCAGCUCUGCAGACUGGUGUUAUCCGGGCCGCGGCUUUGGAUGUCACCUCCCCAGAACCACUGCCCAGAGAUCAUCCAUUGUUAAAAUUAAAGAACGUCAUUAUAACACCUCACCUCGGCAUUAAAACAGACAAGGCCACCUACAUGAUAACAGAGGAAGCAGUUGAAAACAUACUAGCAGCCCUGAGUGGUCUCCCCCUACCCAGUGAAGUGCUCCCUAGCUGAUGUGUGAAAGGAUAUUUUUAUUCUUUUUUUUUUUUCUCUUUUUAUUAUUAUCUUUCCCUUCCACAUCAGCUCUAAAGAUCUUUUUAAAUACAAGGAUGUCCAUACACCUCACUAAAGUUUGGAAGGAAACAGUUUGCCAUCCUCUCAGUUGUGUUUAUAUACUUUCUGUUGUCUAAUUCAAGUCCAAAAGACAAACCAACACACAAAGUGGCAGUGC
Messenger RNA from Hirundo rustica (Barn swallow), 1237 nucleotides. RefSeq names its product probable 2-ketogluconate reductase. Gene Ontology annotation, cellular component: cytosol. The coding region runs from base 34 to 1020 and encodes 328 amino acids. The record is from RefSeq and is a predicted model, not a curated record. The transcript has 5 exons. NCBI's taxonomy places the organism in Eukaryota, Metazoa, Chordata, Aves, Passeriformes, Hirundinidae. Gene Ontology annotation, molecular function: hydroxypyruvate reductase [NAD(P)H] activity; glyoxylate reductase (NADPH) activity; NAD binding.